AUGGUGAGUUCAAUGCUUGAAAAGUUCUGCCUUUUUAUUGAAUGUCCUCUGGGCCCUGGCUCUUUCUUCAAGUCUCACAAGGACACGCCCCGUGGAAGAAGCAUGGUCGGCUCGCUCGUCAUUGUUCUUCCCACAGAGCACCGAGGCGGACAACUUAACUUAUCACACGGCAAAAACUCGUUCACCUUUGACUCUGCGGUGCGAGUGGCCGGUGGAAGCGGGUCAAUCGCAUACGUCGCCUUCUUCAGCGACGUCACUCAUGCUGUUGAGCCCGUUGUCUCCGGCCAUCACGUCACACUCACCUACAAUCUGCUCAUCUCGCCAAAAUCGUCCUCGCUGCAUCUGAACACAAGACAGCCGCUGUUUGAGGUCGAGGUCGCCUGCCAGAGUGCAUUGGCUGCGCUGCUUGCCGACCCCGCUUUCCUGCCCGAUGGCGGUCUUCUCAGCUUUGGGCUCGAGCACGAGUACCCUGUCCCGCGCACGAUUUCCGACCCAACCACCCUCGGCCAUGUGCUCUAUAUGCUCAAGGGGGCGGAUGCAGCGUGCGGCAGCCCGGGCCGGGCUCAAGACGACGCUCAAGCUCGUGUAUAUCACGCCGGGCGACAUGGACUACGAUAG
Mycena indigotica is the source of this 618-nucleotide messenger RNA. Its product is annotated as Fe2OG dioxygenase domain-containing protein. Bases 1 to 618 code for a protein of 205 amino acids. The transcript has a single exon. The record is from RefSeq and is a predicted model, not a curated record. NCBI's taxonomy places the organism in Eukaryota, Fungi, Basidiomycota, Agaricomycetes, Agaricales, Mycenaceae.